Messenger RNA from Elaeis guineensis (African oil palm), 693 nucleotides. The record is from RefSeq and is a predicted model, not a curated record. Lineage: Eukaryota; Viridiplantae; Streptophyta; Magnoliopsida; Arecales; Arecaceae.
AUGACAGAUGAGGUUGCAUUUUCUGCAACAGGUGCUACAAAAAUUUAUGUUGAUCUUGAAAUGGAAUAUGUUGCCACUCUGAUUGAAAGAUUUUCUUCUAUUUCCAAUGGUGUGCAAAUUAUCCAAGCUCAGCCUGUUAAUGAUAUUCCAUUGGAAGAACAAAUGUUUGUAAAUAGGAUGAGUAUAAAACAGUUGCUGGAGACUGACUGGGAUGUUAAUAUUCAGGAGCAUGUAGUUACUGUUAGAGAGACAAUUAUAGAUGUAGACAAUUUCUUUGAUUGGUAUUAUGUUUCAUGCAACAUAUGCAGCAAAAAAGUUAUCCCUGUUGAUGAUGUGUACAUUUGUGAUGCUUGCAAUAAAGAAUGCAAGUUCCCUUUGGUCAAGUAUAAGAUACAUUUGAAGGUGUCAGAUAAAACAACAGUUUCUACUUUUGUGCUAUUUAAUGUGGUUGCUGAGAAGUUACUAGAUACAUCAGCUCAUAAAUUAUUUAAUAGACAGUCUCGAAGCAAUACUGAUCUCCCUGCUCGGAUUUGUGGGCUUUCUGGGAAGAAUUAUGUGUUCAAGUUAAAACUGAACAGCUAUAAUUUGAAAAAAAGAUUGGAGAGUUAUUGUGUUUCAAAGAUAUUUCUACCUGAUGAGACACCGAAAAUACAAUAUAAGUCUAAAAAUUUGAGCAGUGACUAUGAAAAAUAG